AUGGGGACCAGCCUGCGCAGUCAGUCCUUUCGAGAACCCCGACCCUCCUAUGGGAGGCUCCAUGAGUCUCAGGGCCGACUCCACCGGGCACUGAGUCUCAGACAGGGCCGUGAAAAGUCCAGGUCGCAAGGCCUCGAUGGAACGGAAGGGCUGGAGGUCUCUGCCCAGGAGCGGCUGCCAGGGACCCUGGGAGACACAGAGCAGCUGAUCCAAACGCAGAGAGGAGGCAGCCGGCGGUGGCUGAGACAAUACCAGCAGCAGAUGAAAAGAAGGUGGAGGAGCUUUGUCGCCAGCUUCCCCAGUGUGACCCUGAGUCAACCAGCCUCCCCGGAGACCUUGUUGGACACCAACAACUAGAGCUGCUGUGACUCCUCACUCCACUGGCUGCACGCCUGUGUCUCCU
Messenger RNA from Apodemus sylvaticus (European woodmouse), 403 nucleotides. It is a transcript of the gene C1H11orf86, whose product is annotated as chromosome 1 C11orf86 homolog. NCBI's taxonomy places the organism in Eukaryota, Metazoa, Chordata, Mammalia, Rodentia, Muridae. The record is from RefSeq and is a predicted model, not a curated record. Bases 1 to 357 code for a protein of 118 amino acids. The transcript is spliced from 2 exons.